This is a messenger RNA of Durusdinium trenchii, 1390 nucleotides long. The record is from the annotation of a GenBank genome assembly. NCBI's taxonomy places the organism in Eukaryota, Dinophyceae, Suessiales, Symbiodiniaceae.
GAUUUCAGCAAGGACGGGAUUGCAUCGGAUUUGCAGCCGAGAUCGGCCUCGAUCCCAUCGAUCCGCAACGAUCGGUGGCUGUGCGGUGGGACGAGCGGCGGAGGCACCCAUGACCGUCCAGGUCAGUUUGCUGGAUUUCCCUUGGGUGCUCGACUACAUCCUCGCCACACGCUUCAAUUGCUCUUUGCGACAAAUCCGUCAUGCCGUUUGCAGCAUCGUUUUAACUUUGAGGACAAUCCUUUCUGCUGCUGUGGAGCUGGGCCUCUUGGUUUCUCAAGAUGCAGACAUCGACGGAUCCAUCUCGGCCAAGCCUUUCAUUGACAACAUGAUUCAUGUCAUCAGCGAGUGCUUGAAGAACUUUCCGUUGUGCUUAGACUCAGAGUUCUUUCAUUCCUUCUUGGAACCACUGCCAAGUCAUCUGAGAUUCCUUUGUGGGAACUUCCACCCGCUGACGCAUAUGCAAUUUGAGGACUCAGCGAAACAGAAGGCAUUCGAAGCUCAAACGAAGGCGAUAACACAAGCACUCUCUGAGCUUCCCUCGCAAUGUUCUAAUCUAGAACUCUAUAUGAGCUCUCAAGAGCCGGUGCUGAAACAGAUACAGCUCAUCAAGGAGCACCUUCGUGCACCUCUUUGGAUGCUCAUGCACGACUUCCGAAGUCUGCAGGGCGAGGAAAAACUUCUCGUCGAGGACGUUCGGCAAGCGGUGAGAGCAACUGCAGAGCUGCAGGCGAGGGAGACAGGAGAGCUACCCAAAUGGCCACAAGUGCUGGGCGACACUUUGCUGUUGUUGUUGCCCUUGUGGAAGCUCUCCGCACUGGCUGUGGCCAAGGGUCAGGAGUCGCUCACGCACUUCGUGGCUGGGCCUCCUCUCGGCGCGAAUUUGGGAGCACAGCGGUUGCUCCGGCGUUUGAUUGAAGUGCUCUUGAGUGAGAAGGCAGAUUUCAUGGACAUCGCACUGUGGUUUGCAGCCGAACCUUCAUCUGCUGCCCUCCUGACCAGUGGGGAAGCAGUGCGCUUCCUUUUACCAGAGGCUGCUAACGAUGACGAAUUUGUGUCUUUCCGGCAAGAAGGCUUGCUUCUCACGCAAGAAAACCUGUCCUAUUUGCAAAGUCACCUUCUAAGGCUGCCAAAGCAGCUGCGGGUACAUGUCUCUUCCUACUGGCGCAAGGCAGUAGAAGAGGUGCAUCUCUAUCUGCAGCUCUACCUCAGAGUCAUAGAGGCUUUCCUGGAGGUGCAAAAAGAGGUUCACAGCUUCGUACAAAACCAGCUGUUCAUCGAGGUGCUCCUAGGGCUGCCGUUGCUCACAUGGCUUUCCACUGAUGGGCUCUCGGUCCGCGGAAUACGUGCGUAGCUGGAGCUGUGAAAUCUGUGGAAUGCGCUCGAAGAUGAG